GAUGUCUUUCUAGCUCAAUUAAAUGCAAUAAAAGUAUUUUUAUAAUCUGCAGCAAUGGGUAACCAGUAGCAACCACCAAUCAGCAUCUUUAAAUGUGGGAAUUGUGAUUUGAGCACAACUUUAAAUGAACAUCGUCACUCCAGACAGCAACGAAGACUUUUGGUACCUUUGGUGGUGCAAAUAUUUGAUUUUAGAACACAGUCUGCAUAUUAUAUAUAAAUCCUGUCAGAUAAAAUGAUCUACUGUCUGAAGCUUUCAUCUGUGGCUGACAUAGAAAUAUGCAUGACAGAUCAUGAGAGGAAGGAGUUUAUAAAACCUGACUGUCCUGAUUUUCAGUCAGUGUCACAAAAGCUCUGCAGCUGGAAGGAGCUCUGAGUUAAUCUGGACUCCAAGAGACAGAAACAUCUCUGAUCAGGAUCAGAUGCUGUGGACGUCCGUCAAAGAGCUGCUGCCUCUCCUCCUCCUCUUCCUCUCUCAGGAUGAAGAUGRUCUCCCUGCUGCUCCUCAUCCUCAGCUCAUGUCUCUGUGCAGCAACAUUUGUAGUGAAUGUGACCCAGAGCAGCUAUGAGGCCGAGGAGAACCACAGCAUCACUCUGGAGUGGACCUUCACCACCAGACCCGACUCCUGCUUGAGCUUCGAGUUCAUGAUCUUCACAUUAAUAACCGAAAACAAAAACGUGUCCAUCUUGUUCCAUGAGCAUGGUGGAGUGGAGGUGCCGCAGUCUCAGGACAAACAGUUUGCAGGACGAGUCCAGAGAGACAAAGACGUCCUUAAAGACGGACRGAUUAAACUCCACGUGUCCAAGCUGAGGAUCAAUGACUCUGGUCUGUAUCUGUGUGAAAUCCAGACAGAUUGUGGCUUCGGCUCUGCUGSAUGUSRRCURAUAGUCAGAGCUGAUGGCAAACAACCUGAAAGUCCAACUGCGAAUGAAAGAUGGAUGGCUCUCUAUGUUUUCCUGGUGUUGGCAGCAGCAGGAGCAGCAGGAGUAGCUCUGUACUGUAAAUGGUGUAAGGAAUAAUUGAUAGGCCGGGGUCACCCUGGACAGGUCGCCAGUCYRUCGCAGGGCAACACAGAGACASACAGGACACACACGCACA
This is a messenger RNA of Poecilia reticulata (guppy), 1098 nucleotides long. RefSeq lists its product as uncharacterized. Lineage: Eukaryota; Metazoa; Chordata; Actinopteri; Cyprinodontiformes; Poeciliidae. Gene Ontology annotation, molecular function: DNA-binding transcription factor activity, RNA polymerase II-specific; RNA polymerase II cis-regulatory region sequence-specific DNA binding. Gene Ontology annotation, biological process: regulation of transcription by RNA polymerase II. Gene Ontology annotation, cellular component: chromatin; nucleus; PcG protein complex. The record is from RefSeq and is a predicted model, not a curated record.